AUGGGACUUGCAGGAACCAAAGUUAAACAGAACUUUGGUCUUGAUCCAAGAAACACAAAUUGGUCAAAUGAUACAUCAAGAUUUGGUCAUCAAUAUUUAUCAAAAAUGGGUUGGAAAACAGGUAAAGGAUUAGGAUUAACUCCAAAUUCAAUGACAAGCCACAUAAAGAUUCAUAUAAAACAAGAUAAUUCUGGAUUAGGUGCAAAAUUAAAAAAAUCAAAUGAAGAUAAAUCAUUAGAUGAAUGUAGUGGAUUAGAUGCAUUUCAAAGAAUUUUAGGUAGAUUAAAUGGGAAUGAAAAUAAAGUUAAUAAAAUUAUGGAUUUAAAAAAAAAUGAUGAGAUUAUUAAUGGGAAAUGGGGGAUUAGAUUUGUAAAAGGUGAAGUUUUAUCAAGUACUUGGGAUAAAGAUAGUAAAAAAUUAAUAUCAUAUAAGAAUACAGAUGAAAACAGUAGUAAGAAGAGAAAUAUGGAGGAGGAUGAAGAUGAUGAUGAAAUAAAGACAACAAAUGAGCACAAGGAGACUGAAGAUGAUAUACGACAAAGCAAAAAGAUAAAACUUGAUUCGAAGGAGAAGGAGGAUAAAAGAAAAUCAAAGGAGGAUAGGAAAGACAAGAAAAAGAAAGAAAAGAGAAAAAGCAAAACCAAGGAGGAAGACGAAAGACUGAGCAAAAAGGAGAAAAAGGAAAAGAAGAGUAGUAAAACGAAUGAAGAAGAUGAAAUACUGAAUAAAAAAGAGAAAAAAGAAAAGAAAAGUAGUAAAACUGAAGAUGAUGAAAUACUGAGCAAGAAAGUGAAAAAGGAAAAGAAAGAUAAAGUAGAUAAGGAUCCACUGUCUAAAGUAAAGAAGGAGAAGAAAGAGAAAGAAAAAAUCAAAGAAACCAAAUCAGAAGAAACACAAGAACCAAAAUCCUCAUCCUCAACACCAACUCCCUCCUCAGGAUUAGCAUCAAGACAUUCGGCAAGAUCGAAAUGGAUCAAACAAAAAAGAGCAUCAGUAAUGGAUCCAAAAGCAUUAAAUGAAAUUUUUAUGAUAUCGAAAUAG
This is a messenger RNA of Lodderomyces pseudojiufengensis, 1041 nucleotides long. RefSeq names its product telomerase inhibitor. The record is from RefSeq and is a predicted model, not a curated record. The transcript has a single exon. Lineage: Eukaryota; Fungi; Ascomycota; Pichiomycetes; Serinales; Debaryomycetaceae. The coding region runs from base 1 to 1041 and encodes 346 amino acids. Gene Ontology annotation, molecular function: nucleic acid binding.